AUGACGAUUGAUAAAUUUUCACUGCAGGAGGCAACGGUGAAUACAGAGGAAGACUUAGCAUUUGUUUUCCUCCAUAAGGUAUUGGUAUUAGACUACAGAGCAAGACAGGUGACCUUAAAAGAUGAGAUCAUAGGGUCAGCUGAUUCAGAAAAGGCCCCUGUUACAGGACAUUCAAGAGAAGAUAACUGUGAUAUAAUGAGCUAUAUCAGUCGAAAGAAGAAACAGUCAAACAAACAGGCAAGUAUUCAUCCAAUGGAUGUUCAGAUGGCCGUGUUUCAUUGUGCAGACAUUUUUUUGAGGCAGGACAUGAUGACUAAACUCUCUGCCUGUCAGUAUGCACUGCCCCUGCUGGUGCCCGAUCCUGCCACCGGAGAUGUAGAGGUCCCUCUGUGGGGGUUUCGACAGAUUAGAAAGAGCUGGAAAACCAUUGGAAGCGCCAAUGAAGUCAUCAUCAGAAGCAUGCCAGUUUACUCUGUAUACACGCCAAUGGUAGCAUUCUUUAGGGCUGGCACCUUUUCCUGUUCUAAGUCUCAGCUCUUAGAUGCUCUCAUCCACUCACGUCAUGACACGUUCUUCCAUAGGCACUGUCCUGGAAGCAGUAGAAACUCCUUGCUAAUGGAUGGAGUUGUUGAAGUCGCCUGGUAUUGUCCUGGUGGAAAUAGUGAUGACAGGUUUGAAGACUGUGUUGCAUUUUGCAACCUCCAUGGUGAUGCAAGAGAACAUGAGAGGCAGCGAGAGUUCCUUGUUGAGACUGCAUCUGUCAAUGUCUGCAUGCUGGAGGACUUUGAUGUUGAUGCCCAAGGACAUGACAUCAUUCCAGGGUUUAUUAAAUCUACCAAGCCUCUGAUCUUUCUUCUUGAGAAAGAAGAAAUCAGUCUGACCUACAUGGCUGAAAAGCAGUUUAAAAUUGGCUUGAAGGACAGAAAUCAAGCUGAGAUCAUUAAAGAGCUUACAAUGGCAAUUAAACAUUUUCUGAACAAUUCAGGUCCCGCAUUUAAUCUGGUGGAGGUUGCUCUCUCCUCUGGGUUCAGAGUUGAUGAGAAUAUCAAAGACUGCCAGAAAGGAAAGGCCAAAGCUGAGAAUUUAAUGAAGGAGUUUGAGGGGAUGGAAUUCCCAAAAAUAAAAGAGAUACUGCUGCCUCGUCAGGGAAAACCAUGGCAUGAGUGGUGCCAGAAGAGUAGAGAUCUGCAUCAUCUACAUGGGAAUAUAACACAAACUCAGAGCGAAAUACACCAGAGCAUGAGGUCAUUGCGGAGGGACCAGAGAGGCUUUGCACUCAGCAGCUUCUUGAGGAAAUUUAUAAGAGAACUAGAAUCCAACAACGAAACACAGAAGUUGUACUUUCUUAAAUGGCUUGCAAGCUUUCUUGAUAAACACUUUGAGAGCGAACUGUCAGGGCUUCACAAGAGUUAUCAUAACAAAUGGUCAGAGGUGCUAGACUUAAAAAAGAAGCACAAAAAACCAGGUGAUUUGAAGGAAAAACAAGAGGAGCUGGAGAAAGUGUCUCAGCAACUUAGCGAUGCAACAUGUGGCCUUGAGCACCUUAUGAGAGAAAUGGGUCAGCUCUAUGAGGCCUGGGAGUCCCAGCCUGGGGGAUUGAAGAAAGAAGGAAUAGAUAUUUCUUCUCUUCCUGCACUGGCUGCAGACCUCAUGAUCUCUGGGCAUCCAGUGGAACUGAUGGAUGGUGAUGCUGCCCAUGUCCCCUUGCAGUGGAUAAGUGCAGUUCUGGGCAAGGUCCAUGAGAAAUUGGGAGAUAAGCAAGUCUUUGUUUUAUCAGUUCUGGGCAUUCAGAGUACGGGGAAAUCUACGAUGCUCAAUGCCAUGUUCGGCCUGCAGUUUGCAGUGAGUGCAGGAAGAUGCACCCGUGGAGCUUUCAUGCAGCUGGUCAAAGUUGCAGAAGAGCUAAGAAAAGAGCUGGGGAUUGACUACAUUCUUGUUGUUGAUACUGAGGGGCUUCGGGCUCUAGAGCUAGCUGGUAAAGCAACUGUUAGUCAUGAUAAUGAGUUGGUAACAUUUGUCAUCGGUCUUGGAAACUUGACCCUGAUUAACAUAUUUGGAGAAAAUCCUGCAGAAAUGCAAGACACGCUUCAGAUUGCCAUCCAAGCCUUCCUCAGAAUGAAGAAGGUGAAGCUGAACCCCAGCUGCAUGUUUGUUCAUCAGAACGUUUCAGACAUCUCUGCAGGAGAGAAAAACAUGGAGGGAAAGAGGCGUCUGCAGGAGAAACUGGAUGAGAUGACUUGUUUGGCAGCCAAGGAGGAGGAAUGUGACAUGGAGUGCUUCAACAAUGUGAUUGAAUUUGAUGUGGAAAGGGACGUCCAUUACUUUGCACAGCUCUGGGAAGGAAGUCCACCAAUGGCUCCCCCAAACCCACGAUACAGUGAAAAUAUUCAGAAGCUCAAGCAGGUUAUUUUGUCUGUUGCAAAAAAGAGAAAUUUAAACUUCUCUGAGUUUCAGAUGCGUGUUAAUGAUUUGUGGGAAGCUCUUCUGAAUGAGAACUUUGUUUUCAGUUUCAAAAAUACAUUCGAAAUUGCAGUGUACAGAAAGCUGGAAAAUGAGUUUGGGAAUUGGACAUGGACUCUCAGGAGUGCCAUGCUAUCCAUAGAAGACAAACUUCAUAACAGCAUUGAAAAUGGGUCAUUGGAAACUGUAGAGAGUAGUACCUUAAGGCUGGAAGUUAAGGGUACCUAUGAUACUAUUAAGACUGAGAUGGAGACGUACUUCUCUGAAGACAAAAACAAAGACAUUCUUGUUCAGUGGAGAAACAGAAUUGUAGCAAACAUUGAGAGCCUUCACAUUGACCUGAUAAAUGAAACCAGAAGAAAACUGAAUGAGAUCAUUCAGCAGAAGGCUGCUUGUAAAGAGUUGGAUGACAGGAGAAUUCAGUAUGAGAGUGAGCUGUACAACAGAAGCGAAGAGUUAGCCCUCAAAUUGAGACAGGAAAGCCACAAUGAACACAAGAUGAAGGAAGCGUUCGACUCAAUGUGGGAAAAAUGGGUUGCAGGUGUGAGAUCAAAAGUCCCGGCCAUUCAAGACAUCAACAUAGAGGAGGAUAUCAAAGAAAUCCUGCAGUUGUAUUUUGAACCUGCUCUGGUUGACUCUCGCAGCAUGUCAGGUCAGUCUGAACACGUACCACAGAAUGCCACAAAAAUCCGAGCAUUUUUGAUGGACCAGCUCUGUAAAGGCAAGAAAUAUUUUAAAUCAAAGCGCAAAGAAAGACAUGUGUCUGAGACUCAAUUCAGAACAAUGUCACAAAAUCUAGUUAGACAAACUAUGAAUUUCAUUCUGGAGAAACCAGUUGCUAAAAUGGGUUACAAUAAAAGUUACAUACAGGAAAUUGUAAAAAUGGUAAAUGACACACUUUCAGAGUCUGAACUCAUUGAUUAUUUUAAAAGGGAAGACAGGCUAGAUCUGCUUUUGAGUGUAUGUAAUACAGCUGCAAUUGAAUUCAAAACACUUCACAAACAUUUCAGAGAUGCAAAUGACCCUGUGGCUCACCUGAAUAGUAAGAAAGAACAUUACUACAAGAUCUUCAAGAUGCACUGCAAAGGCAAAGCUUCCACAAUUGUACUGGCUGACAUUGUGUUCAGCAAGCUGAAACCAUCCAUCUUACAGGCUGUAUAUGACAAAACUGCCAUUGAUGUGGCUGGAAAGAUGAGGGCUGAUUUCUCAGAAUUCAGUGGCAACAGGUCUAACAUGGAGAAGCACUUCUUGAAAUCACUGGCAGAGGAAGAGAACUUUCAGAAGGUCAUAGAAUACAUUAAGGACCCAAGGUCAUACUUUGAAAAUUACAUCAGAAAACGUGUGACACACUUCAUUACGACAGAUCACAGUGUCAUCAAGAUCUUAAAAGACAACUUACUGCAGAAGCAUAGCUGUGUUGCUGCAGCAAUGCAAAAUGACACAAAACCUGUUGGAGGUCAGGGUGUGUGGACCUGGCUGGAGUCAUUUUCCAAAAGUUUGACCAAUGAGCUAAAAUUCUCUGUGACAGAACUAGAGGGACUCAAAUUUGAUGACAUCCACGACUUCACUGUUCUCGAAAAAGAAAUGGAAAAGAAACUUAACUCAGUCACUGAGGAGCUGGACGCGGAGCUCAGCAGUGUGUCUUCUAUCAGAAUGGAAAUGUUCAGGGAAGGACCAGACAGGAUCCUGAUAAAGCAGCUGUGUGAUUGCUGCUGGGUUCAGUGCCCCUUCUGUGCAGCCAUCUGCACCCACUCCAUGAAGGACCAUCCUGGAGACCACAGCGUCCCUUUCCACCGGCUUAAAGCAGUGAAUGGGUGGAAAUAUAGAGGUACAGAGAAUUUUUGUCUCUAUAUUUGUACAACUGUGGUUUCAAGUGAUAAGACGUUUUAUCCUGUUUGGAAUGAGGAAAGGAGCAUAGCCUACAAAAGCUAUAAAACUGCUGGUCCACAGUAUGCCUGUUGGAGUAUCACCCCUGACAGCUCUGAGCUUCCCUACUGGAAAUGGCUGGUGUGCACAUUUAAAGAUGACUUUGAGAGGCACUACAAAUAUAAAUUCCAGGGAUUGGGUAUAAUUCCCCCAGCAUGGAAGGCCCUCACCAAAGAGGACGCUAUUAAGAGCUUAGAGCUCGUUUAA
This is a messenger RNA of Megalops cyprinoides (Indo-Pacific tarpon), 4593 nucleotides long. Its product is annotated as interferon-induced very large GTPase 1-like. Gene Ontology annotation, molecular function: GTP binding. Lineage: Eukaryota; Metazoa; Chordata; Actinopteri; Elopiformes; Megalopidae. The record is from RefSeq and is a predicted model, not a curated record.